CACCUGCAGUUACCGACGUUUAACAUUACCAUUCUCACUCAACCCACGUGUCCCGGUAUCUCAAUCAUAAUUUUUGCAGCUCCCGCGCAAACAUAAUCCGCAAUCCAGAUUAUCGGAGCAGUACACUACGAUGGCGCCUCUCACUGAGCAGGUAGCCGCAUUCGUGAAGCGCGAGGAUGGUUGCGGCGCCGGCCGUUAUCGUGGCAGGGAUGGGCUCUGCUACACAUACUCAGGAUGGUACUGGUGGGGGAGAUGGGUCUUCGCGGCCCUCGCGAUCCUCUUCGUCAUCCUCCUUUUGUUCUCUUUGUUCCGUAAUUCGCGCCGGCGCAGAAAGCUAGGAUUACAGCCAAUGUACGGGACCGGCUGGAUGGCACCCCCUCCCCAAUAUUAUCCUCCGCCUCCGCAGUACGCCGCGCAGGACCCGCAUGCCGGGAAUCCGCCGCCGGGCGGUUACAAGUACGGUCAGGGUGAUGGGUAUGGAAACCAGGAGGGCAUUCAGCUUCAGCAACCCUCCAGCGCCUACCACCGUCCCGAUGCCGAUUACGCCCCUCCUCCCGGGCCUCCUCCCAACCACGGCAAGUAAAUUGGCGCUGGGCCGAGCAUCAGUGGGCCAUUGAUAGGAGAAGCAAAACCUCUAUUUGCCGUUACUCUGAUUACUGUUAUUUCUAUUGUGAAGGG
Messenger RNA from Chaetomium strumarium, 678 nucleotides. RefSeq names its product chitin synthesis regulation, resistance to congo red-domain-containing protein. NCBI's taxonomy places the organism in Eukaryota, Fungi, Ascomycota, Sordariomycetes, Sordariales, Chaetomiaceae. Bases 131 to 583 code for a protein of 150 amino acids. Gene Ontology annotation, biological process: vesicle-mediated transport. The transcript has 3 exons. Gene Ontology annotation, cellular component: intracellular membrane-bounded organelle. The record is from RefSeq and is a predicted model, not a curated record.